AUGGUACUGGAUACCAUGUCCGGCAGCGAGAUUUUUAGCGCCAUAGACCUGACAGACGGGUUUUACCAGAUUUUAAUGAGGGACAGUGAUAUCCCGUUCACCGCUGUCAGCACACCGAGUGGGAUGCUUUGGGAGUGGCUAGUCAUGCCACAAGGCCUUAAGAACGCUCCAGCAACGUUCAACCAGAUGGUGACACAAGUGCUUCGGCCACUACGUGAUUUCGCUCCAAGUUAUUUCGACGAUAAUUUUGUUCACAGCCGCGCUGAGCAACAACUCAGCGCUACGGAGGUCCACCUUCUGCAUUUGAAACAGGUGUUCCAAGUGAUGCGCGAGAACAAACUGUACGCAAAUUUGAAGAAGUGUGUCUUCUGUGCUCCCGAGAUUCCAGUUCUUCGAUGCUAUGUUAGCAAGGAGGGUGUCCGUGCUGAUCCCGAGAAAGUGUCAUCGAUAUGUUCCUGGUCUACGCCCAGGAACCAAACGGAACUACGCCAAUGGCUUGGCUUGGCCAAUUACUUGCAUAAGUAUACGAAGAACUAUGCAGAACUAAUCCAGCCACUAUCGACUCUACUGAAGAAAGACGCAGUUUGGUCAUGGAAAGCUGAACAUCACUCUGCCUUCAACUCUGUGGAAAAGAGCUUGUCUGAAGCACCAGUGCUGAUGUUGCCUGAUGAUUCCAAGCCAUUUCACGUCGUCUGUGAUGCGAGUGAUUUCGCUAUUGGAUGUGCCCUCAUGCAGUUUGACGAUGAGGGCCGAGAGCGCGUCGUGAGCUUUCAGUCACGACAGAUGAAACCCGCAGAGAGGAACUAUCCGGUACAUGACGAGGAACUUUUGGCUAUGCGUUACGCGCUGAUCAAGUUCAGAGUAUAUUUGCUCGGCGAGAAGAUGUUUUCGGUCUAUACAGAUCACGCAUCAUUGCGUACCGCCGUCAAGACUCCCCACUUGUCCCAGCGUAUGGCACGUUGGUUGUCAUACUUCUCAGAGUAUAAUUUCGUGGUCUUUUACAAACCCGGCAAGAACAACAUUCUUGCUGACGCGCUUUCUCGACGUCCCGAUUAUGAUCCUCGACGUGACAUGGGUCAUCAGCCAGGCAUUGCUGAAGACGAGGACGACGACAUUUGUUUAUGCUGUGCUGAUCAGGGGCUCAAUGCAAUGAUUUCGACACCUGAGCUGUCAAUCCGGACUCAAAUCGCUGAGUCAUAUGCGAACGAUUCAUUCUACACGGGAAUCAUCAAUUAUCUUCGACAUCCUAGUGAGGGUUCACUCGCGAAGUUGACGAAACCAACGCGUGACAACAUCAAGCGGUACGCGCUUGAUGGUCCGCUGCUGACUUAUACAAUGAACGUUUUCGACCCACCGCGCGUCGUCAUCCCUGCUGAUGACGACCUCCGCGCACGAUUGGUGCAUGAAUUUCAUGACACUCCAACUGGUGGUCAUUUGGGUCGCGAGAAGACGUUCGCGGCCAUCUCUCGUGUGUUUUUCUGGCCGCGUAUGUACAUAUACAUCCAGAAAUGGGUACGCUCUUGUGAAAUAUGCCAGCGUGUGAAGCCUGCGCCGUCUUCACAAGCUCCAUUGCGUCCGCUUCCGAUUGCCAUCGAAGCCUGGCGUUCGGUCAGCAUGGAUUUCAUCUUUGGUCUCCCUCCGGACGAACAGAAACGCACGGGCGUAUUGGUUUUUGUGGAUCGAUUUAGCAAAAUGGUGCAUUUUGCUCCAGUCUCCGCGCACGUUACGGCGGAGACGACCGCGCAGAUCUUCAUCGAUCUCAUAUUUCGACAUCACGGCUUGCCUGAAUCAAUUGUUUCGGACCGCGACCCGCGCUUUACAUCAGCUUUUUGGGCAACGUUGUUUCAACUAUUGGGCACGCGACUGCUUAUGUCUACGGCAGCCCAUCCAGAGACGGAUGGGCAAACGGAGCGCGUGAAUAGAGUGCUUGAAGAUGUACUACGCAGUUAUGCGACAUCGUUCCAGUCGUGGAGUUCGUUUCUCCCUCUCGCUGAAUUUGCAAUCAACAACGCAGUUCAUGCGUCGACUGGGUUAACGCCAUUUUUCGUGAAUAACGCGAGGCACCCUCGCGUUCCAGCGCUUCUUGCUCUUUCAGCUUCAGCACAACCAGUUUCUCAGCUUGGUGGGGGAGUAUCUCCCGAUGACACUACGCGAAAAAUUUUGAUGAUUGGUAAUGUUGAAGACAAGGUUGCUGCCGAUGCAACUCAUACUGUUAAUUUUGUGGCCAAUGGCAUAUCGAGUCCCGACGCGAUGCAUCCCAUCGCGUCUCCCGUCGCUAAUUUUGCUCCUAAAGAGUCCACUUCUCCUGUAAGUUCGGCUGCUGUGACCGAAUUCCUAUUACUACGGCAAAGUAUCACGCGUUUUGUACGCGAUGCACUCCAAGAAGCAGUGGAUAAACAAAUUGGAGAACGCGGACAAGCGAGGUCGAAAGAACUUGCUGACGUUCAAAGAAGGUGA
Messenger RNA from Peronospora matthiolae, 2457 nucleotides. The record is from the annotation of a GenBank genome assembly. NCBI's taxonomy places the organism in Eukaryota, Oomycota, Peronosporomycetes, Peronosporales, Peronosporaceae.